AUGAAGACACAAUUAUUCAACGUUGCCCCUCCUUUUCGGAGAGCGAUUCAUGAUAUCGCAAUCACAAGGACCGGGAAGCCUGUCAUUCGGGCCCCGGGGGGUGGCAGGUAUGCUAUGAGCUGUUGUUUCAACUGAAGAGUCCCAUUAACACCAAGCGAACAGGUCUUCAAUUGGAGGUUUGUCUCAUUGCCGUCGAUCCAGUCUUCGAGAUCAUGCUCAUCAAAUAUAUAGGACAUACUGCGACUGUAUUUGGGGCCACCGGCUUUCUCGGAAGGUACAUUGUGAAUAGGCUUGGUAUAUAUGACCUGUUCUCGAGGUUGGGAGAUCCCGCUGAUGGGAUUGAUACCAUAUAGCUCGUUCAGGGUGUACCGUUGUCAUACCAUACCGGGAGGAGAUGGCCAAGCGUCACCUCAAAGUUGCGGGAGAUUUGGGCAGGGUCAUUUUCAUGGUUUGUAGGCCUGCGCAGCGUUCCGGUAGAAGCCAUCUUUAAUAUAGGGUGAUAGGAAUGGGAUAUGAGAAACACGCCGUCCAUUGAGGAGAGCGUGCGACACUCUGAUAUCGUUUUCAAUCUGGUCGGGAGAACUUACACUACUAAGUUAGCCCCCCAGAAAUAUGCAUGAGAUGGGCCCACUGACUCCGGAUAGGAAUUUCACUUAUGAGGACGUCCAUGUCGAGGCGACUCAGAGAAUUGCUGAGGCUGUCGCCAAAUACGAUGUUGACCGGUUCAUCCAGGUUUCUUCUUUCAAUGCUGACAAGAACUCGGUUUCUAAAUACUACGCUACUAAAGUCAGUUUAUACACCUUCCAACCUGCGACGGAUCUGACGUAGAAAUUCAGGGUCAAGCUGAGGAAGAUGCCCGUGUAAUCUUCCCGGAGACAACUAUUGUCAGACCGGGCCCGAUGUACGGAUUCGAAGAUAAAUUCCUUCACAGGCUGGCUGGUGCAACUAAUGUCUUCACUGCAAAUAACAUGCAGCAAAAGAUGCUACCUGUGCAUGUAAGAGCUUCCCAGUAUGAACCUGAAUGGUUCUAUACUUGAAGUUUGUGAAGCAUAUGACAGGUUCUAAAAAUUGGCAGGUAAUCGACGUUGGCAGAGCUCUCGAGGCUAUUGCAUACGAUGAUGCUACAGCUGGUCAAACAUUUGAGCUGUACGGCCCCAAGGAGCACACCCUCAAGGAAAUCGCACACAUGGUCGACAAGGUCGUUCACAAGACACAUCGUCAUAUAAAUCUACCAAAGAAAUUAUUCCAAAUAAUUGCCUCUGUACUAGACUACUUGUGGUGGCCUACGAUCUCCCCCGACGAAAUUGAGAGGCAGUACCUUGAUCACAAAAUCGAUGCUACCGCCAGGACCUUCAGAGACUUGGGCAUAGAACCCACAGAUAUUGAGGCAGAUAUGUUCCAAUACAUUAGACAUUACCGGUGAGCCUUAAAUAUUACAACCAUCCCAAGAGCACUUCUAACCUGGUUUCCGCAGCUCUGCUGCUUACUUCGACCUACCGCCGAUGACAGAGAAAGAGAAGCGGCUUGAGAGACAGUAUCUUCAUGUACAGCAGGAUCUCUAGAAAAUGAGGAGGGGCAUGUGUCGUUAUAAUUAGGGAGUGCCCUUCCUUCUACAUAUAUCCUGUAGAAAACCAUACAUAGAAUCACAACGCAGGGUGUUUGCAUCACGACGGGUAAAACCCUAUAUAUAUAUUGUGUAUUUGGAAGGAAUCAUACCGGCUCCGAAUAGUGACUUGUAUUAUAUCUAUUAUAUCGAGGCUUAGUGUUCGAAGAAGUCUAAGGUCGGUUCUGGGUGUGUAACGUUAUUUCUAUAAUAUGAUAUUAUGAUAC
Messenger RNA from Tuber aestivum (summer truffle), 1830 nucleotides. The record is from the annotation of a GenBank genome assembly. Lineage: Eukaryota; Fungi; Ascomycota; Pezizomycetes; Pezizales; Tuberaceae.